Molecule: messenger RNA, 1120 nt
Organism: Cherax quadricarinatus
Lineage: Eukaryota; Metazoa; Arthropoda; Malacostraca; Decapoda; Parastacidae
Source: RefSeq, a predicted model, not a curated record
CAGGGAGGUAUGUUGUAGCUCUCUCAACACUGUGUUACUCUCCUUGUAUUACUCAACAAAUGGCUGGGAAAAGGGUUGUGCAGAGCGCUGGCUCCAGAUACCGGUUUGCUUACUACUUUCUUAGUGUUAAGACUUACCUGUUGCUGGAUGUUGUCAGCUUGUUAUGUGCUGUCUACUACAUCAAGAGGGUCAAUGCUAUGCUCAGAGAGUGGGUGAACCUGGCCGUGAAAGUCGCGGACGUCAUGUUGGAUCUCUUUGCCAUCUGUAGCAUCUACAUGGAGCACGAGUUUCUGACAACGUCCAUCAUGGUUAUGAUGAAUCUCAACACCUUCGGCAACCUCUUCGUGACCCUCGAAAUGUACAGUGACGACAUCUUCGCAGUAAAAUUAAUGGGAUUUUCGCUUUUUCUAAAGUCCUGGAUAAUGAUCUGCAUACUUGAACCGCUUGGCUUAUAAAGAGUAGGCGCCUCUCGGCCCCUGUGUUUCAUAAAAGGAUGUAACAACACUGCUGAUACAAUAGCAAUAAAACCAAUCUAAAGGUCUCCAGCAUUAAAACUCGGUAUAUUUGUAAACUUAUUUGAAGGUAGAUUUAUGGUGUCAUCCCAUAUGCAGUGAAAAUCAAACCAAUAAAUGUCGAUCACUUGAGGAAAAUUCAUUUAACACUAAGGUACACAAACAUGGAUGAAACUUGUAUGCGUAGUGUUACUAAAACCUCUAGUUUGCUAAAUUAUUUUCAUUAUUUUAAAGCACGUACUUUUACAGAUUCAUUUAGAACGAUUAGUUUGUUUGGUCUUACUACUUUGGUUCCAGAAUAAAAUUCCAGCUCCUGAACCAGUGUUUAUUUUUUUAUUUUAGUAUAAAGGAAGAACUUUUAAUAAGCAAGUUUUUUUUUUUUCCAUCAGUGUGUAAACUUGGUAGUAUACAGUAUAUCUGUCUGGCAACAACAUAAAAAAAAUGCAACUCAUAACAAACCUUUGUUUUCAUUGUGUCCUGGGUGUUGAGUCUUAGGCUCAUAGCAAUGGUGUGAGGUGUUGCAGACUCAACCCCACAUUCAUUUAUAUGUCCAUUUCAUGAUUUUUUUUUAAUAAAGUUAUUAGUGCCAGGACGCCUUUCAUUCUCCU